CCCUAAAUCUAAACCCCGCGCACUCAGCGGCGAAUCCCGUUGCGCCGGCCCUUAGCGUUUGCCAACUCCGCCGCCGGCUGCCGCUCGCCGCGCGCCGAUCGUCGCUCGUCGCUCGUCGCUCGUCGCUCUGCCGUUUCUGAGAGAAACUGCAGUCGAUUUCGGAGGAAGAAGAAUACCAGUGAAGUUUUACUAGUUUGAGAAAGAUCAAGGGAGAAUGAGGUUCGAUGCAAAUAACCCUGGUCAACCUCGGAAUGCAGCUGUUGAAUUGGGCAUACCACUAGAAUUUCCUGAAAGUUGGAAUCAAGUGGGAGAUGGAAGCAAUGCGAUCAUUUUACCAGGGAAGAGAAAGGACAAGUCAAAGAUUAAGAAGCAUACAAAGAAGGAACCUUCAACUUUGAGCAAAUCAAAACAAAGGAAGCUAAAACAAUUGGAGGAGGAGAAACAACAAAAGAUCUUGCAAGAAAAAAGUAUUAAGAUUCUCGAGAAGCAUAAGAUAUCAGAUAGUGCAUAUUCUCUUCUUCAAUCUUCAGGAACUAUUGGUCGAGCUGAGACUUUCAAGGAAAGACGCCUUCGUGCUGUGCAACUCAUGAAAGUUGGUCUAGAGGUGCCUGAGGACGUUUUUGCAUUGAAUAGAAAGGGCAAUCAAACUGACUCUCAUAAGACUGAAACCUCUUUAGAAGAUGGUUCUAUUCAGGAUCUACUACUUCUUUCUUGUGUUGAUAGCCUCAUUCCUCCAACAAUUUGUGGGGAAGAAAUUGACAAGACUAGUAAAAUGACUCUUGCUGUGGAUUCACUCUCCACAGAAGUUGGUGAAAAGAAUGCAAGUUCUUGCAUGAUAGUUGAUCAGGAUCAUUCUUCUACAAUCUCAUGCAGCCGUGAGGGACAUGACAAGAUUACAGAGGACAAUAUUACAGAUGGUUCAGUAGAAAAGUGUCAAGAAAUAAAAAGCAUUACUGAUUUAACUGGCCGGAUAUAUGCUAAUCCUUCCACUGUGGUUCAUGUAUCACGGCCAGAGGUAGUUGAAGAACAAAGGAAAGAUCUCCCUAUAAUCAUGAUGGAACAAGAAAUAAUGGAAGCUAUUAAUGAAAACUUUGUCGUAAUUUUAUGUGGAGAAACAGGUUGUGGCAAAACUACACAGGUUCCCCAGUUCCUAUAUGAAGCUGGCUAUGGUUCAAGUAUUCGAAGCGAUAGAAAUGGACUAAUUGGGGUGACUCAACCACGACGUGUUGCAGUUCUUGCUACUGCCAAGCGUGUUUCAUUUGAAUUAGGACUCUCGCUUGGAAAAGAGAUUGGUUUUCAAGUUAGGCAUGACAAGAUGAUCGGAAAAAGCUGCUCCAUUAAAUUCAUGACGGAUGGAAUUCUUCUUCGAGAAAUUCAGAGUGAUUUCUUGUUAAAGCGAUACUCUGUAAUCAUCCUUGAUGAGGCUCAUGAGAGGAGCUUGAAUACUGAUAUACUCAUUGGCAUGCUUUCUCGAAUCAUAAAGCUUCGCCAGGUUAGAAACAUGUACAAUGCAUAUUUUUUUUUUCUAACAAACACUUUAGUUGUCUGUCAUCAAUUAAUAAAAAAAAAAUGGCAGAAAUUAUAUGCUGAUCAGCAAAAUAAGAUACUUUCUGGAGCAACAAUUAGACCUGAAAACAUGGUCACUGAGUUGAGGCUUGUGCUUAUGAGUGCUACUUUACAAGUUGAGGACUUCAUUUCAAACAGAAAAUUGUUUGAUCAGAGCCCACCUAUUAUACAGGUUCCUGUUAGACAAUUUCCAGUGACGAUUCACUUUUCCAAAAGAACUUCUGAAGAUUACUUAGGACAAGCUUAUAAGAAGGUUAUUGCCAUCCAUAAGAAGCUUCCGCCAGGUGGAAUACUUGUGUUUGUCACUGGACAGAGGGAAGUUGAGUUUGUGUGCAAGAAAUUACGUAAAGCUUCACAACAACUUACUAGGAGUUCAAAACAGGUAGGCAACGAAUCGGCUGAAAACUCAGAAGAAAAUAUGAAGGAAAUUGAUGAGGCAUUUGAGGUUGAAAAUGAUUUGACUGAGCAAAAUGAUAGAGUUAGUUCUUAUGAAGACGAAGCUGAUUUUGUUUAUUCUGAAGCGACUGACUCAGAGACCGAGAGUGAUCUUGAAUAUGAUAGAGAAGAUGAAGGCAUUGCCAAGUUAGCAGAACCAAAGAACAGUGGGUCUGUGUUAGGUUUUCUAGAAAAAGUUGGGAAUCUGUCUUCAUUGAAAUCUUCUUUUGAUGCUUUAUCAGGGAAUUCAUGUGAACCCAAUUAUGGUGCUGAAUCUUGUCCACCUACUUUUGACUUGGGAAAACAUGUAGAAUCUGUUCCUCUCCCUGUCAGCCCAUUGUAUGUUUUGCCUCUCUAUGCAAUGCUCCCUGCUUCUUCACAGCUUCGAGUGUUUGAAGAUGUACCUCAGGGUGAAAGACUGGUAGUUGUAGCUACUAAUGUGGCCGAGACUUCUUUAACCAUCCCUGGCAUAAAAUAUGUGAUCGAUACAGGGAAAGAAAAAAUCAAGAAUUACAAUCACUCCAAUGGGAUGGCCACGUAUGAAGUUAGUUGGAUAAGCAAAGCAUCAGCUGCUCAGCGUGCGGGAAGAUCAGGGAGAACUGCACCAGGACAUUGUUACCGCCUAUAUUCAUCUGCAGCUUUCAGUAAAGAUGAGAUUUUCCCUAAAUUUUCAUGCCCUGAGAUAUCCAAAGUUCCAGUCGAUGGAGUUACCCUUCUGAUGAAGUCAUUGGGUAUUGAUAAGGUUGCAAAUUUCCCAUUUCCAACUUGCCCCGACCAUGAAGCUUUGUUGGAAGCUGAACGCUGCUUAAGAGCUCUUGAAGCCCUUGAUAUGCAGGGUAGACUUACACCGAUGGGUAGAGCAAUGAUACAAUAUCCCAUUAGUCCUCGUCAUUCUCGAAUGCUUCUUAUAGUUAUCAAAAUCUUGCGGAAUCAGAGAGCAUAUGACCGGGCUAACCUUGUAUUGGGAUAUGCCGUCGCUGCUGCUGCAGCAUUAAGCUUUCCAAAUCCCUUAGUCACACAAUUCACCGAGAAGCAAUCGACCAAUGGGGAUACUGAUGCCGAGAAAGAUAAAGAGGAGAAACUGAGGAAAAAGAAGUUCAAAAAAAUGGCAAGAGAAGCACGCGCAAGACUUUCAAAUCUCAGUAGUGAUGCUUUAACUAUUGCAUAUGCCUUGCAGUUAUUCGAGAUCUCUGAAAGCCCGGUUAUAUUCUGCAGAGAUAAUUUACUGCAUAUGAAAACAAUGGAAGAGAUGUCUAAAUUAAGGAAACAGCUUCUAGAACUUCUAUUUCACCAGAGCAAGUUUUGCGAGGAAUUUUCGUGGAAUCAUGGUUCUCUUGAAGAUGUAGAACGCUCUUGGAGGACGCACUCGCACAAGAACCCCUUGCAAAUGAUGGAAGAAGAGCUCAUAUCACAAUCAAUCUCCGCUGGUUGGGCUGAUAGAGUUGCAAAGCGCAUUCGUGCAAUCAAACAAUCUUCAGAGAAUGAUACGAUGAUCCGUGCUAUCAAAUAUCAAUCUUGCAACAUGAAGGAUGUUGUAUAUUUGAACCGGUGGUCUUCUGUUGCUCCGGCUGCACCAGAAUUUCUGGUUUAUACUGAGCUUCUUCAGAUGAAAAGACCAUAUCUAUAUGGAGUGACCACCGUCAAGUCGGAUUGGCUUGUAAAAUAUGCCAGUUCUCUUUGCACUUUCUCAGCUCCUCUUACUGAUCCAAAACCUUACUAUGAACCUCUAAGUGACCAGGUCUUGUGCUGGGUGACUCCUACUUUUGGCGCACAUAAUUGGGAGCUUCCAUUGCACAGCAUACCCAUUAAGAAUAUUACCCUUCGGCUGUCAGUAUUUGCUUCGGCAUUGCUGGAAGGGAAUGUUCUGCCAUGUCUAAGAUCAGUUCAGAAGUUCUUGGCCUCUCCACCAUCGAGCAUGCUGAGGCCUGAAGCUCUCGGCCAAAGACGCGUCGGGGAUCUUCUGAAUCGACUCAAAAUUGGUUCAAAAGUAAUUGAUACACGAGCCAAGUUGCAAGAUGCCUGGAGUGAGAAUCCUCAUUUCUUGUACUCCGAGAUUAAGCAGUGGUACCAAGAGGUGUUUCAUGAUCAAUUUGGCCGACUUUGGGAACGAAUGCAUAUCGAGGUUAAUCUCGAGGGAUAUGAACUGUUCCCUAAAAGAGCGAAGAAAGACAAGAAAAGGAAAUAGUAAGCCACGAGAAAGUCACACAAAUGUUUUGCCAUUCAGAUCAUGAAGGUGGAGUUUUUGGUUUUCACAAAUUCUCUAAAAGGAGAUCGGCUAUUGGUUAACAGUUUGGUUUUAUAAUUAUUUGAUGUAUCGGUCACUGAGGAUAUGGGCGAGAUCAAUGCAUGAAUUGGAUUAUGCCACUGAUUACAGACAGUUGAAAUAGAAGGUUCUGUUGUUGAUGGUUUA
This is a messenger RNA of Zingiber officinale, 4411 nucleotides long. Its product is annotated as ATP-dependent RNA helicase DEAH13-like. Gene Ontology annotation, cellular component: intracellular anatomical structure; nucleolus. Lineage: Eukaryota; Viridiplantae; Streptophyta; Magnoliopsida; Zingiberales; Zingiberaceae. Gene Ontology annotation, molecular function: ATP binding; RNA binding. The record is from RefSeq and is a predicted model, not a curated record. The transcript has 11 exons. The coding region runs from base 215 to 4186 and encodes 1323 amino acids. Gene Ontology annotation, biological process: maturation of SSU-rRNA from tricistronic rRNA transcript (SSU-rRNA, 5.8S rRNA, LSU-rRNA).